This is a messenger RNA of Lachancea dasiensis, 2370 nucleotides long. NCBI's taxonomy places the organism in Eukaryota, Fungi, Ascomycota, Saccharomycetes, Saccharomycetales, Saccharomycetaceae. The record is from the annotation of a GenBank genome assembly.
AUGAAUAACUCACUCCCUGAUAUAUAUCCUUCCGGAACGACCCUGACAGUCGGGUCUCAUCAUGCACGCAUACAGAAGUAUGUGACGAGCGGGGGCUUUGCCCACAUCUAUUCAGUGGAGAUAUCCCCACCUGAUCCUAAUAGUGCUAGCAACCUGGCUUGCUUGAAGCGAGUGCUGGUUCCCGAUAAACCGAGCCUGAAUGUGCUUCGCGCAGAGGUGGAUGCUAUGAAGCUUCUGCGGGGAAAUAAACACGUUGUUUCGUACAUAGACUCGCACGCUGCGAAAACGGCUUCCCCACAUGGAUCUUAUGAGGUGUUCUUGUUAAUGGAAUACUGUACCAGUGGUGGGUUGAUAGAUUUCAUGAAUACGAGAUUGCAGCAUCGCCUUACAGAAGCAGAAGUGUUAAAGAUUAUGAGCGAUAUAGUGCAAGGUAUCGCUGCAAUGCACGCUUUGCUGCCGCCGCUCAUCCAUCGGGACAUCAAGAUCGAAAACGUGCUAAUUUCCAACGACCAAACGUUCAAAGUUUGUGAUUUUGGCUCCGUCUGCGGUGUUAUCAGACCGCCUAAAAACUCUCAUGAAUUUAAUUAUGUUCAACAUGACAUUAUGAAGAACACCACCGCACAAUAUCGAUCUCCAGAGAUGAUCGAUCUUUACCGAGGAUAUUCAAUCAAUGAAAAGUCCGAUAUAUGGGCCCUCGGAGUAUUUCUUUACAAGCUUUGUUAUUAUACAACACCAUUUGAAAAAGUUGGCGAAAGCGCCAUUUUGCAUUCUAGAUUUCAGUUCCCUGCAUUUCCACAAUAUAGCGACAAGCUAAAAAAUCUAAUUGGCGUCCUCUUAUCCGAGAAUCCCAUCAAAAGACCUAAUAUUUGCCAAGUGCUCGAGGAAGUAUCCCGCAUUCGUGGCGUCCCAUGUCCUUUGCAGAACUUCUACCUCCUAAGAAACAUACAGCAGCAGCAGCAGCAACAGCAGCAACAACAGAUGAUGCCGCCUUCAGUCGAGUCCCAUCGCUCUUUAAGUCAACCCAGAUUGGACAUUCUUCAAGGUGCGAUCGAUCUACAUCAUGCCACACCCCAAAGUCAAUCUAAUCUGAGGACAUCCAAAACAUUUGCAUUGGGUGCAAAUCAAAAUGGCUAUUUUGAACAGAAAGCAACAUUGGAGCAGCCACCUCUACGUUCCGAGCACACUAAAUCGGCAGAUCCUUUCAUGUCCAUUGACAAAUCCUCGCUUCUUCAUGAAAAAGCUCCAAAUCUACCCCCCAUCUCGACCCCCGAGCAAUUGUACAGGUCGCAAGCUUCCAUAGAUACCAAGGAUAUACCUUUGAGAAGUACGGCCAACUCCGCACUUGGGGGGCGUGGCGAUAUAUCGAAGAUUGUCAGUGCCAAUCCAACCAGCUUCCAAUCAAACUCACUAUAUGUAUCCUCAUCCACCCAAACUGACACCGAACUACCCCCUGCUGUGCCGCAUAAGGCUCCGCGGACAAACUCAUCUGCUGAUGGGCUGGAGGGCCAGACGACCGGAGAAAGCCGGGCACGGCGGCUGGGACAGAAGCUGAAAACGGUGUUUACUGGUGAGAAAAGGUCUACUUCUCCCAUUAAGUCAAGACAAAAUACGGGUGAUAGCGUGAAGUCGUCAUUUGCCACACUUCGCCGCGGGAUUUCGAGGGGCAGCUUCAAGGGAGAUCAUUUUGAUUCAAGGACACUAAAAGACUUCCCACAACCGCAACAUCCAUCUUAUGGUAACAAAUUCAGAGUUUCUUCAACAGAGUCGAUCGAAGAAGAAGAAUAUGUACCCAGGAGAUCCCACACUAGAACGAGUAGUAGUGCUUCAAUUGUCUCUGACUUGGAUGAACUUGAACGCGAUAACACUGGAGCCCGGGAAUACUACAGGUCAAGAUCUCCAGUAAAGAUAGCUGGGGAUCAGGACUCUAGGUCAAGCAUACAAAAGCGGGUGCAGGAUCUUUUGAAGAAUUCUGAAGAAUCUCCCGUACAGAAGACUGCUCACGGAUAUGGCAGGUAUUCGGGUAACACUGCAACAGAGCUUUCUGUCCAAUUAACCAAUGAGAGUAGACUGGGAGUUCCAGAAGAGGCGAAUAACUUCAAUUCAUCGGUUCCAUCGCCCAUUAAGCGCGAUUCCAGCGUUGUCGUCACCAAACUCGAUAUGUUGCCGAACAAAAGCGGUCAGAAGCCUUCCACAGUUCUGAAAGAGGACCACGUCAAGCCAAAGCGACCUGCAAAGCCUUCUUACUUAAAAGGUAAUAAGGUUGCCAGGAUAAAAGAGCCUCGCAGUAACAAUCAUCAAAGAAAUGUUAGUGAUCUCGAUAUCGAAGAGCUUGAAAAAGAUUUCAAAAUGAGAUUCCCAAGUGCCGUUUAA